AAAGGUUAUAAAAAUUUAAAAACCAAAUGAGCCUCACAAAAGUAAAUCGCAGAAAUUGCAGACCUUCCUUCGCUAUUUCGUCUUGCCAAGAUUCAAAACUUCUCGGUCGUUGCUGUAUUGUAGCAUACUUUAGAAACGUGUAAACUCAAGCAUAAUGUCACCACGACUUAUCAAUGGCACAUGUCAUUUUGCUUGUGUCAAAAUUUUAGAAAAUAAGCGCGCUGUGUUUUUAGUGUUUAUUUAGUUAUGAUAGCUUGUAACAAUAAAACGGACUAAUAUCUAUAUAAAUUAGAUAAUUAAAGUAAUUCCAACAUGGCCGGCGUAUUAUUCGAAGACAUAUUCAACGUAAAAGACAUGGAUCCGGAGGGAAAGAAAUUCGACCGUGUAAGCAGACUGCACUGUGAAUCAGAAUCCUUCAAAAUGGACUUAAUAUUGGACAUAAACUCAUGGAUUUACCCUAUGGAGUUAGGUGAUAAGUUUAGAUUGGUGUUAGCAACUACACUAAGAGAGAACGGUUAUCCAGAUGGUGGAGAAUGGAACCCUCUGGAAACUGAAGGCAACAGGGCAGACAGCUUCGAAUAUGUUAUGUAUGGAAAAGUUUACAAGAUAGAUGGUGACGAAGCAGCUAUGGAGCCUGCAGCGAGGUUGUCAGCUUACGUCUCCUUCGGUGGGCUGUUGAUGAGAUUACAAGGGGACGCUAAUAACUUACACGGCUUUGAGGUCGAUCAGCACAUGUAUUUGUUAAUGAAGAAAUUAGCUUUUUAAUUUAA
Pararge aegeria (speckled wood butterfly) is the source of this 770-nucleotide messenger RNA. RefSeq names its product DNA-directed RNA polymerases I, II, and III subunit RPABC3 (gene Rpb8). Gene Ontology annotation, biological process: DNA-templated transcription. The record is from RefSeq and is a predicted model, not a curated record. The transcript is spliced from 3 exons. Gene Ontology annotation, molecular function: DNA-directed RNA polymerase activity. Gene Ontology annotation, cellular component: RNA polymerase II, core complex; RNA polymerase I complex; RNA polymerase III complex. NCBI's taxonomy places the organism in Eukaryota, Metazoa, Arthropoda, Insecta, Lepidoptera, Nymphalidae. Bases 313 to 765 code for a protein of 150 amino acids.